Elgaria multicarinata webbii is the source of this 7803-nucleotide messenger RNA. RefSeq names its product striatin (gene STRN). The transcript is spliced from 19 exons. Gene Ontology annotation, molecular function: protein phosphatase 2A binding; armadillo repeat domain binding; protein-containing complex binding. NCBI's taxonomy places the organism in Eukaryota, Metazoa, Chordata, Lepidosauria, Squamata, Anguidae. The record is from RefSeq and is a predicted model, not a curated record. Bases 101 to 2593 code for a protein of 830 amino acids. Gene Ontology annotation, cellular component: dendrite.
AGACGCGGCUGGCUCAGCCGCUGGCGGGGCGCGGGCGUCGGCUCUAGGGGCUGCCCAGGCGGGGCUGGGGGCUUCUCCGGGCGCGACGACGGCUCCGGCCAUGGACGAGCAGGCGGGGCCCGGCGUCUUCUUCAGCAACAACAACAACAACAACGCGCUGCUGCUGCCGCCGCCGCCGGGCGGGGCCGGGCCGGGGCUGGAGCCGGGGGAAGCGGCGGCGGCAGCGGCCGCAGCGGCGGCUGCAGCUGGCGGCGGCGGCGGCGCGGCGGCCCCGGCUCCGGCCUCUGCGGCGCGGGCUCAAUACAGCGUCCCCGGCAUCCUGCAUUUCCUGCAGCACGAAUGGGGCCGCUUCGAGGCCGAGAGAGCCGAGUGGGAGGCGGAGCGGGCGGAGCUGCAGGCCCAAAUUGCCUUCCUUCAAGGGGAAAGAAAAGGUCAAGAGAACUUGAAGAAGGAUCUAGUGCGGAGAAUAAAAAUGCUGGAAUACGCUCUUAAACAAGAAAGAGCUAAAUACCACAAGUUAAAAUAUGGCACAGAGCUGAAUCAGGGAGAUAUGAAGCCCCCAAACUAUGAUUCUGAUGAAGGGAAUGAAACCGAAGUUCAGUCACAGCCAAAUAGUCAGUUAAUAUGGAAACAAGGAAGGCAGUUGCUCAGACAAUACCUGCAAGAGGUGGGAUACACUGACACAAUACUGGAUGUGAAGUCAAAACGGGUACGAACUUUGCUGGGUCUCUCAGGUGAUGGUCCAGACAGAGAAAAUGAUAAAAACCAAGAAUCAAUGGUGAAUGGCACAGAUGCUGAGCUUAAAGAAAAAGUGAUGAUUGGGAAACCAGAUUUGACAGACUCUGCCUCUCUGCUAGAGACAUUUAAAUUCCUUGAAAAUGCUGCUGCAGAAUUUAGCGAUGAAGAUGAAGAUGAAGAUAUUGAUGGGAGAGAGAGAACAAUCAUGGACACUUCAACGAUUGUGAGGAAGAGGGCAGUGUCUGAUAACAGUGAAGACAGGGAUACUGAAGAAGCCCUGAAGGAGUUUGAUUUCUUGGCUACAUCUGAUGAAGGAGAUGGAGAAUCUAGAAGUUCAGGAGAUGGUACAGACUGGGAAAAGGAAGACCAGUGUCUCAUGCCUGAAGCCUGGAAUGUGGACCAGGGAGUAAUAACCAAACUGAAGGAACAAUACAAAAAGGAGCGCAAGGGGAAAAAGGGGGUGAAGAGAAAAACUACCGAAGAUAUGUUUCAGCCUCAGUCCUAUAUAAAACAGUCAAAACAGGGAUGUGGGAAAAUGAUGGAGCAAAAUGCAGGACCCAACAGGUCAAAACUUCAAGAUAUGCUUGCUAAUUUGAGAGAUGUCGAUGAUCUGCCCGCAUUACAACCCUCUGUUGCGCCACCCACGAGACCCAGUACUUCACGGCUUAUUGAGCAAGAGAUAAACAGGACAGAUGAAGUGGAAGCUUUAACCUUCCCACCUUCAUCUGGAAAAUCUUUCAUUAUGGGAGCAGAUGAGGCCCUUGAAAAUGAGCUGGGCCUUGGAGAAUUGGCAGGCCUCACAGUAGCCAAUGAGGCAGAUUCGCUGACGUAUGAUAUAGCAAACAACAAAGAUGCACUGAGGAAGACUUGGAAUCCCAAGUUUACUUUAAGAAGCCAUUUUGAUGGAAUAAGAGGUCUGGCCUUCCAUCCAGUUGAACCAGUGCUAAUUACAGCAUCAGAAGAUCAUACAUUAAAAAUGUGGAAUUUACAGAAAACCUCACCAGCUAAAAAGAGUGCCUCUCUUGAUGUUGAACCUAUAUAUACCUUCAGGGCGCAUAACAGCCCAGUGCUUUGUGUGGUAAUGAGUAAUAGUGGUGAGCAGUGUUACAGUGGGGGAACUGAUGGCCUCAUCCAGGGCUGGAAUACUACAAACGUGAAUAUUGACCCUUAUGAUUCCUACGAUCCUUCUGUCUUAAGAGGUGCGUUUGUAGGCCACACGGAUGCAGUGUGGGGCUUGGUUUAUAGUGGAACUCACCAGCGCUUGCUCUCCUGUUCAGCAGAUGGCACUAUACGUUUAUGGAAAGCUUUGGAGAUCUCUCCAGCUCUGAAUGUAUUUAAUGAUAAUCAAGAGAUGGGGAUUCCCUCUUCUGUGGACCUCGUGAGCAGUGACCCAAGCCACAUGGUUGCAUCAUUUAACAGUGGGCAUACAAGCAUUUUUAAUAUGGAAACAAGACAACGCAUUCUUACCUUGGAGUCCAAUGUAGAUACUACUGUUAGCUCUUCUUGCCAAAUAAACAAAGUAAUCAGUCAUCCAACUCUUCCAAUCAGUAUCACAGCCCAUGAGGACAGACACAUCAAAUUCUAUGACAAUAACACAGGAAAAUUGAUCCACUCCAUGGUGGCCCACUUGGAUGCAGUCACAAGUUUAGCUGUUGAUCCAAAUGGCUUAUACUUAAUGUCUGGCAGCCAUGACUGUUCAAUCCGAUUAUGGAACCUUGAAAGUAAGACCUGCAUUCAAGAGUUUACGGCUCAUCGCAAAAAACAUGAUGAAUCCAUCCAUGACGUGGCAUUUCACCCCUCCAAAUGUUAUAUUGCCAGUGCAGGAGCAGACGCACUUGCUAAAGUCUUUGUAUGAUGCAAUGCUUCCCUUCCAGCUGCCGUGUAUAUACAAGAAGCUGUACAAAAGACAGGGGCAAGAAUCUUCUCUUUGUGCCCUUUAAUUCAGUGAAUGUUAGUAAUUGUUUAGGGUUGUUUUUUUUCCUCUGCAGGGUGCUUUUUUCUAAAUUAAAGGGUGGUUCAGGUUAUAUGAGCUCAGCUAGUGCUGAGAGCUGGGAAACACUCCAUUUCAAAUGGUCCAUAGAAGAACCAUUUUUAUUUUGAUGGUAUCGGUAUUUGCCCAGGCUGGCCUUGGGUGAAAAGGGGAUCCUUUUGGGCAAUCUAGGGUGGGCAAUCUAGGGUGGUCAACAAAGAAGUCAAUAGCUCAAUAUCUGCAGUGCAUGGAUACAUAAAAGCAUUUCUACCUGUUUCUUGAAGAAUUUUAUUCACAUAUUGCAGUAAAAUAGCUCCCAAAUUUGGUGAUUCACGUAACUUGGGACCAUGAAAUAUAUUGCAUUCCAUCUUCUCGUUUUUUGGUAUUGAAGGGUUGGAUGACGUACAGACGUAACGUAAUACUUGAUUUCAUCUUGGCCUGCUGGCUAUCUACAUUAGGUGGAUUGGAUUUAAAAAUAUGAAUGCAACCAUUCCCUAAAUAAAUCAUAUUAAAAGCCGACAUAUAAAAUGCAUUAAAAUAUAUCUUUUAUUUAAACGUUUGAAAGUAUAUGUUAGGAAGUGGCUGGAACUGCAGUUUAGCCUUUAAUCCAACAUCACAUAAUGAGGUGGAUAUCUGUUUGCAACACGAAUGAGAAUUAUUUCAAACUCUGAUGAUUCUUCUGCACGCGUUAGGACCCCGUUAAAUAAAUUAUGAAUCUCUCCUCUUUUCAGUUAAAGAAGAAAUGAUUAUUUGUGUAGGUUUUAACAGGUCUUUAUUACUGAAAUGCAACUUAACUCCAUCCUAACAACAUUUUCAUUGUGUCUUGAAUAAACCCUGCCCUGCUAUCAUGCAAUUUCAUCCUCCCCAUCUGAACCCCACGCAAACACACAUAGCAUUGAACCUGCUUUCCUGUAAUUCAGUCCCAAGCUGCUGAGGGGUUAUUUUAGCAGUGUGACUGGUCAAGAAGGUUUUCCCCUGCUUUGAUCCUCACACUUCCAGUGGGAAGUGUGUGUACGGUUGCUUCAUUCGCAAAUUCUACAGCAGCAGAAGCAGAUUCCAUGCUACUUGGGGUCUGUGUAAGGCAAUUGAAUGACUGUUCAUCCAGCAUAAAAACUGCUGCAGCAUAACAGAAAAACUAAACCUCUUUGAAACCUGUAGAGCUUCUUGUGGCCCCAAAACAUUUAUCAUUAACUGUAUGAAAGGUUAUGCCAGCCCUAGGUGGAAGUGACCAAAGGUGAAUGGUGUGAUUUUAUAGGGUAGUUUACCCUGUCAUCAGGGCUUUAUCCAAAACGUUUUCCUGAUUGGGAAUAAAUGGUUGGAAUUAGAUUUUAGAAGAAUUUGAAGUUCAUCCAAAUUUGUCUCUUCUCCUUUUUUCCUUUUUUUGGGGGGUUAAAACUUUAAGCUACCACACACAUUUGGAGCAGAAACAAAUCUUAACACAAGCAUAGAGUAGCAUAUUUGUCACUGUGUUGUGGCACUAUAAAUGGUUAUCUUCUGUAGGUAUGAAGAUCGCAGAACUUUGCAUUUGGUACAAAAGACGUGUAAAGUACCUGUUUGUAGAUGUUUCUUCUCUUGCAGAUACUGAUGUACAACAUAUUUCCCUUCAAUGCAAAUAGACUUUUAGUCGAAAAAGUUACAAUAAUAUCUCAAACGGUUUAGUGUUCAACACAUGCUUGGUUUUAAGUCAAAGCAAAAAGUUCAACAUAAAACAAAUUUAUCUUCUGCGUAUGCACCCCUGGUUCUCCUGGUGUCCUUUUUUAAAGAGAAUAUUACAAAGGGGGAAAUAUAUGAAGUUGUGUAUAUUAUGUGUGUGUACAUAUAUAUAUAUAAAUAGAUAUAUAUAGGAAGAGGUUGUAAACAGUAUGUAUUAAAUGCGUCUAAGGGAAGAUUCUAUGGGUAAUUUCAAUGUUUUAGUAUUAAGUUCUUCAGACUUUGUUGAAUACAAAGGAUAAAAGGUAUCGGUAUUGUGCUCUUUGCUUAAGCAAUAUAAUACAUAGUUGCUGAUGUUUAAAUUGCUGUACAUACAACUAAUAGGCCAGCAUGCUUGUUUUUAAGACUCCCAUUUGAUUAAAUUAUGAAUGUAAGAAAAACAAAAGUUGCUAUUCAAAUGUGGAUUGGAAGAUGCUCCAUCCUGCUUAGUGAAGUCUUGAUCCAAGUGAAGUGACUUUUAAAAUAGGCGAAUAGCUAGAGGCUGAGGUGCCUUUUGACAAACAAAAUGUAGCCUUACUAUAAGGUUGUGGGCUCUGUAUUUGUGCUCUUCUCCAGACUAUUUGUGUCUGUCAAUCUCCUGCUUGCGUACUAUAGACUGCAUUGUACUGUGCACAAGUAUUAAAGUUAUUUGAGAUGUCAUCUUCACUUAGAGAUGAAAAAGACCCUUUUUUAAUUUUCUCUACCUCUUCCAUUUACCUGGCAGCGUUGUGUUUCACUCCUUUUGUGCAUUUUAGAAGCAUUUGAAGCAGACUGGUUAACCUUCAACCCACAUCUAUUUUACUACUUUUCUUUAUACUGCUCAAUUGCAGCUGACUAAGUGAACUGCCUUCAUUAGAAUGUAUAGUGGUUAAAAUCAUGUCCCAUGAUAUAAAUGUCCUGUGGUUUGAUCUGCAGGGGACUGUUCAACAUAUGCCUGUCAGAGUGAUAAACAUGUAUAUGUAAGCUUACUUUUAGAAGACAUUUAUCCACCAAUCACAUAACAACCCUCCAUGAUUUGUUAUUAGAGCACAUUAUAGUAUAGUAUAAGGAGAGAAAUUUGAAGCAAACUUCAAUUUCCCUUUUUGUUUGUAUGUGAGAAAUUGUGGUUUGUACAAACCAUAGUUGAUUAUCAAGCCAGAAUCAGAUCCAUAUUCAGUUGAACGAUGAAACGAUGGUUUGUUAAAAAUUAGAUUUUAUAAGACACCAAUGCAUUUCCCUAAUUCUGUUCUCUAACUGAUGCAAAAUUAAUGAUCCUAGGCCUUAGAAUUCUAACGUCUUGCAGAAGAAUUUCACAGCUGGACUUUUAGGAAUUUUUAGAGAAAGCAAAAUAACUUCUUGCCAAGUGUAACACAUCAAUUGCCUACAUAGAUAACAUAAUAAAAACCAGCCAACUUAUAUAAGGAAUAUUGGUAGGGUUAAGGCUUUCAAAAAAAUUUUAUUCCUCCUCUGGAAUUAGUAUUCUUGUGUAAUUUAACUUUUUGUUGGAUGCCUUCCAAAAUAUUUCUACCAUAGACAGGUGUCUAUCAUAAACACAGGUUUCACAGUCAUAAACAUCUGUGCUAUUAUUUCUAACCAUAGAGCCCAAAUUAACUGAAAGGAUCUCUUAUGCUACAGUCAAUGGCUUCCUGAAACACUGCAAAGUCAAAAACUGAAAACACAGGAUAACAGCCAUAUUUCACAGUAAUGUGUGCUGGUUGAAUUUACCUAAAGCAUUUCUGUUGAUGCGAAAAGAAGCCACACCAGAAUACUUCCCUUGUUGCACAGUCUUACUGACUAAACCUAGUGAGGAGGCAUCUCAAAAGUCCAAAUGCAACUCCAUUGUAUUUAGAUAAGAACUUUUAUUCAUUGUAGUGUUUGGUAUCUUGUUGAAUCAUUAUCCCGUCUUUGAUGUAAGCCUUUUAAUAGGUUAGUUUGGAUUUCCUACAUGGUGGUUUAGUGAUUUGUUUGGCCCACGGUCCUUCGUGUUAGAUAUUGGCAAAUCUCUUGCUUUUGUUCUCUUGCAGUAUUUUGUUCCAAACACUGCAGAUACAUGUUUGAAUUUACAUCUUUAGUUUAAAUUUCACUGCUUAUUCUUUAAAUACUUGUAUUUUAAGACCUGUUGCCACCUUUAGAUGGUUAGUUGUAGCCUAGAAGUAAUAGGUGUGAUUUUCAUCCCCGUCCAGAUAACUGUGCUUUAUUUGCUUCACUUUUCAACACAGUUGAACUGAAGUUGAAGAAACUUCCUAAAAUAUAUGGAAGUAUGUCCCUAAAACAAAAAUUGCAAUCAGAUAGCCCUCUACAUCUGGUAGUAUGUUGUUUGCAAGGAAAUUUUCCGAUUAAUUACUUUGGGUCAUAAUCCCAUGAUGCCCAGGUAAUUUAAAGCUUUAGUGUAUGGGGAAUAGCAUCAGGCAUAAUGCUUGUCCAUGAGACUAUUGGAAUAUGAAUAGGCUAUGACAUGUUCAUGUGGAUUAAUUUAAGACCAAUAUAUGUGCCCUGGCCAUUUCCUGAUGCAUGAUUGGAUAACUACACCAAGGCAACCUCCUCUUUGAGGAUAUUGGGCUCCAAAGGUUCAAGCUUUUCCUCUGAUGAAAAACCCCCUAGGGGAAGCAUGACAUUUAGAAAUGUACCCUCGCUGGCUUGCUCCCAGUUAAGUGUAUAUCGGAUUCUGGCCUUAGUAUUGCAGUACAUAAAAGUUUUCAUGGUGCCAUGUAAUAUAUCGAUUAGUCUAAAUUUUGACAAAAAUAAAUUAUGUAGGUCUGAAUCAGUGUUGCAGUCAUUUUUAUCACAUUAGGGAUAUUUAGCAUUCAUGAGGAAAGCAUUGGUGGUGUUAGGACAUCUUAGGUAAUGUUUCCACCACAAAAGGCUCUUCAUUCUUGAGUGUUAGUCAGACUGAAUCUUGAGAAUCCAAUAGCACCAGAUUUAUGUUUAAAGAUGUGUUUGAAGAACUGUUUUCAAUAUAUUAUCAUUUUUAUCAAAACCCGGUAAGAUGUGAAAGGAUGAAAAAAAAAUUUACGAAAAAAACCACUAGCUUGAUACUCUUCAUAAAAUCUCUAAAUUUUAGAGUCAAAAAAACAAGCCACCUUUAAAAGUAAACAGCAAAAUUGUUUGUGGAACAUCUUGAAUAAACUUGUUUGCUUACCUAAUAUGGAGAAAAUGUUCUCAUCAUAUAGUAGACAGAUCAUCUUCUGUAAUACAUAGUUCAAUGAGGCAAUACAGAAUUAUUAAUGAAGGCAGUUGAACAGGAUAACAGCUAAGCAAAGUGGGAGUUUUGUGUACAGUACCUGCAUUCUAUGUUAAGUAAAAUCAAGUGGACCUUCCUGAAGUAUCACUAUACAGAGCAGCUUUACUAAAUAUUACAACAGCAAAUAAAUGUCCUUUGUACUAUGUAUUUAUGUAAAUUGGGUGCUAAUAAAUACUAUUUUUCAACA